This is a messenger RNA of Xyrichtys novacula (pearly razorfish), 4620 nucleotides long. Lineage: Eukaryota; Metazoa; Chordata; Actinopteri; Labriformes; Labridae. The record is from the annotation of a GenBank genome assembly.
AUGGCCUCAGAGAAAGAAAUCGUUGGGCUUGAAAAUCCUGCGUUAGAUGUGAGUACAAGGACUUCUUCUUACCAAAUACCAAACAAAGUGCUUCAGUUUUAUGCCUAAUUAUUAACUUUUAAGGAAAAAAAAAGUUUGAUUUUAUUUUUUUAAUUUCCUUGUUUAAAAGAGUAGAUUGCAAAGACUUGGUUUUCAGUAAAUUUUGAAAAUGAAAAAGUUAUUUGGUCAAAAGUUCCUAUUAGUCAAGAAACUUCAGCCUAAACUUCACACAACUAUCACACAUUAAGACUAACUUUUUGUUGGAUUGAGAAAAGUUCUAUUUCUUUUCUAAUUCUAUUUGAUUUGUCACUUUCCACACUUGAAGUACACUUAAAACCAAACUAUUUCAGUGUAAAUAGAAAUAAACUGUAAUGGGAAUAAAAAAAAACACCCAUGAUUGACAUACAGUAUUGUAUUCCUAACUCUUGUCUAUUCAUUCAGGUCUGUUUUUUAUGUCUGUAUGUUUUUAUGAUGCCACAGAUAGAAGAACAAGUUAAUUAUCAACCCAAGAAAAAGGAGGGAAAGAAAAAGAAGAAGAGCAAGCAUGGAGCAGAGGAGGACAGAAAUAAACCCCUCUACUGUGUGACUGAUGUUCCCCCUUGGUACCUUUGUCUAUUACUGGCCAUGCAGGUGUGUGUGAUCCUACUGUAUAAUGUUAUGGACCGUUGUUGUUCAAUGAAAGAAGUAUAAAAAAUACCACAAUUAGUGUAUGAAAGCAACUUUUAUCAACCUUGAGUCAAUACGGUGAAAGGAAAUGUCACUGUUUGUUAAUGUAUCUGCUGUAAUCAGUUCUGCCUUUUCAUCACUGUUGCUCUUUGCGCAGCAUUACCUGACGGCGUUCGGCGGCAUCCUCUCCAUUCCUCUCAUUUUGUCCGAGGGACUGUGUCUGCAGCACGACAGCCUGACUCAGAGCCGCCUCAUUAACACCAUUUUCUUCGUCUCCGGUCUGUGCACCGUGCUGCAGGUCACCUUCGGCGUCAGGUCAGAUUGACGGGGCAGCCCCUCAAGUGCUACAUUUUCAUCAAAUUUGCUGUAUGGAGGACAUAGAUAUUCACCCCAUCUGCUAUAAAUUUGAAUAAUAAUGUUCUCAAUCCAGCCACAAAUGGACACAAUAUGAAUGAAAGUCAUAUAGGAAUCUACAUCUAAUGCUUUAUUUUGCCUUAUUUGUACUGUUUAUGUUUGUUUGUAGGCUUCCCAUCCUGCAGGGUGGUACCUUUGCUUUAGUAACACCCGCCAUGGCCAUGUUGUCCUUGCCGGAGUGGAGGUGCCCAGCUUGGACCCAGAAUUCCACUCUGGUCGACCCCUCCUCACCUGACUUUAUUGAAGUGUGGCAGACCCGCUUGAGAUCAGUAAGCUAACAUAAUCAGUAGUUAAUUGUGUUUUAAAGGGAUAUUCCGGCGUAAAAUUAAGUUAGGGUUAAACACACUGUAACACCGAGUUAGACACCCUCUCGAACAAUGAGUGUUGCCAACCGCUUGCUUCUCUAGUUAUACAAACUUAAGUGAUGACCGCAGGAUAGCAAUACAGAGAGCCACGCACUCAACCAAAAAGCCACUCUAUAGCCACAAAUAAUGCUCAGAACAGCACCUAACUUCAUCAACAGGACAUAUAGGGUUCUAGCCACAGCACCAGCAACCAAACAUCUUUUUAACUUUGUCUGAUUUCUUUGGCAAAGAGACUGAACACAACUCACCUACACUCUUCCAGCAGCCACUUGUUUUUUAUGGAGACCUCUGGGUGAGUCCAUCGACUACAGCGGGGUGACGCAGCUCAAGGAAGAACAUUAAUGAACAUUUCUUCAUGGAAAUGCAAUCAGACAGAGACGCUAAGGCAGAAUAACUUCUGCGUCUGCAGUGAAAAAUGAUUAAGAUGAUGAUUAUUACUUCAAGGGAAUGAUAAAGUAGUGAUCAUAAAUGUUCUUCCUUGAGCUGCGUCCCCCCGCUGCAGUCGAUGGACUUGCCCGAAGGUCAAACAAGCGGCUGCUGGAGGAGAGUAGGUGAGUUGUGUUUAGUCUCUUUGCUAAAGAAAUUAGGCAAAGCUAAAAAAAUGUUUGGUGGCUGGUGCUAUGGCUGGGACCCUAUAUGUUCUGUUGAUGAAGUUAGGUGCUGUUCUGAGCAUUAUUUGUGGCUAUAGAGUGGCGUUUUGAUUGAGGUUUGUGUGUGGUUCUUGCUAUCCUGCAGUCGUUACUAAAGUUGGUAUAACUAGAGAAGCAAGUUGUCAGCAACAUUUAUCUCUCGAGGGGGUGUCUAAUUUGGUGUUAUGGUGUGUUUGACCCUAACUUAAUUUUGUGCUGGAAGAUCCCUUUAACUUAAAACAUGGCUUACUACUGCAGUUCAAUUAGGAAGCAGAAAUUUUGAAUGACAUGACUUAUUCGACUGAGCUCUUGUGGUUUCUGCCGUAGCCAGGUGCUGAUCAGGUGGUCUAUCUGAGUGGUGGGACUAGAUAAUUUCUGUGCUCCUGUUUGCAGCUACAAGGCUCUAUCAUGGUGGCCUCCCUGCUCCAGAUCCUGGUCGGUUUCUCCGGUCUCAUCGGCUUCCUCAUGCGCUUCAUUGGUCCAUUAACUAUUGCCCCUACGGUCUCUCUCAUUGGCCUGUCGCUGUACGACUCAGCUGGAACUAAGCUUGGCAGCCACUGGGGCAUCUCUGCUAUGUAAGUCAGAUCUUCCCUCAUAGGAAGUGGUGUUGGCACUGGCUGUCAUGUAUGAUAUCAGUCUCGUUUUUCUUUACCAUAUACUAAGGGCAGUUCUUCUUAUACAUGCAGGACAACAGUGCUGAUCAUCCUGUUCUCCCAGUACCUCCACCGUGUACCAAUCCCUUUUCCUGCGUACAGCAAAGCCAAGAAACUGCACGUCUCAAAGCUUUAUAUCUUCCAGUCCAUACCUGUAUGUUCACUUUAUUUUCCCACUAUCCUCCCCUUUAAAAUUAAACUAAAUACUGUCGAAAAGCAAUAACACUAAAUUACACAGAUUGCUGGAUAACUACAUUACAUUGAUGUUGACUCCGAUACUAAUAUCAGAUAUUUAUUAGAUUCUGCUGGGCAUUUUGGUGUCAUGGUUGGUCUGCUACCUUCUCACCAUCUAUGACGUCCUACCAUCUAAUCCAGACCAUUACGGCCACCUGGCUCGUACCGAUGUGAAGGGGAAUGUGGUGGGCGAGGCUGCUUGGUUCUCGGUUCCUUAUCCUGGUAAUUUUUCAAGAAUACCAUCACCACCAUUUCACUUUUUACCUAAGAGUUCUUUCAGUCAAACGUCUUAUUUUUGUGGCUAUCAGGUAGAAGCAAAUAUUCACUUUUAACGUGGAGAAAUCACUUUCAUUCAGGUCAGUGGGGGCUUCCCACCGUGAGCCUGGCAGGUGUGUUGGGCAUCAUGGCUGGUAUAAUAUGCUCCAUGGCAGAGUCUGUAGGCGACUAUCACGCAUGUGCCAAGCUCUCAGGGGCCCGUCCUCCUCCAAAGCACGCCAUCAACCGGGGCAUCGGUAUCGAAGGGCUUGGCUCUUUGUUGGCAGGGGCCUUCGGCUCGGGGAACGGCACUACCUCAUUUAGCGAAAACGUGGCUGCCCUGGGUAUCACCAAGGUAGACUUCUCUUAAUAAAUACUGACAUCUAACCCUGGAGUGUUGAAUUUAUACACAUGUUCAUAAAUGUUCAUAUUUCAACCUGAUUGUGUCACACCAGGUGGGCAGCCGGAUGGUCAUUUUUAUAAGUGGAGUUUUAAUGAUUUUGAUGGGGAUGCUGGGUAAAAUUGGAGCCAUCUUUACAACCAUCCCCACUCCUGUGAUUGGUGGGAUGUUCCUGAUCAUGUUUGGAGUCAUAUCUGCGGCAGGAGUAUCCAACCUGCAGGUAAAACUCUUGUAAAACAGCUUCCAUGUUCAUGCAGCUAUUCUGGAUUUGGCUGACAUGUCUCCUUUUACAGACCACAGACAUGAACUCCCACAGGAACUUGUUUGUUUUUGGGUUUUCCGUCUUUACUGGACUUGUUAUCCCCAACUGGGUCAUGAAGAAUCCUGAUUUCUUCAAAACAGGUGUGUAAAGUAAGAAAAUCCCCUUGUAACUGGAUUUCAGGUUUUUUUUUUUUAUGAUAUAGCACUAUUUCCUCUCUCUUUUGCACUCAGGUAUUGAAGAGUUGGACCAGGUGAUCAACAUAUUGUUGUCCAUACAUAUGUUCGUAGGAGGGUUCCUCGGCUUCGUCCUGGAUAACACAAUUCCAGGUAAGCUAUAGUGGAGCUUUGUUAGUGGUUGAAACUUCUCUCUUCCCCGACUUUAAGUGAAAUGUGACUUAAAUAUGGAGUCGUGUUCAUUUCUAAUAGACUUCGAUGUUUCUGUCUCAGGGACUAAACGUGAACGCGGCCUCUUGCCCUCAGAUGAAUCCAAUCUUGAGGACUCGGGCGACAUGCUGGCUAUUGACAAGGUGUACGACCUCCCAUUUGGUAUAACCUCUUAUUUCUCAUCUAAGUCAUGGAUUCGUUAUAUCCCCUUCUGCCCGCAGAAGGGUAACAGGACUCGGCGCAAGUCUGGAGACAAUCAGACGUCACACAGUGAGCAGCAGCCGAAUGACACAGAGGUCAUAAAGGAAUUUUCUUUUUGA